AUCGCCACGGGGAUAAUGAGUUUCCUUAUGCAUGAGGUCGUUAUCCUGUUGUUUUGCACCACUGUGCAUUUGCUUCACCGUUCUACUUGGCUAUUGCAUCGGACGGCUGAAGGCCUCGGAAUGAGCACGUACCACGUUUCUUUCCCUUGGAUUGAGGUGAUAGCGCUCCAACUUUCCUGUUCUUUUUGUUGGAGGAUCUCCUCCACUUUUUUGGUAUGUGUGUCACCAAACAUACGAAUGUUCUGCAAAAGCUCAUCCAAAAUUCGCUGCAUGUACUCGGUCCCUUUCGGCUUAGCGGUUGAGCAAUAA
Messenger RNA from Laccaria bicolor S238N-H82, 309 nucleotides. RefSeq lists its product as uncharacterized. NCBI's taxonomy places the organism in Eukaryota, Fungi, Basidiomycota, Agaricomycetes, Agaricales, Hydnangiaceae. The annotation marks the transcript as partial. The transcript has 5 exons. The record is from RefSeq and is a predicted model, not a curated record.